This is a messenger RNA of Aedes albopictus (Asian tiger mosquito), 1731 nucleotides long. RefSeq names its product cytochrome P450 4C1-like. The transcript is spliced from 5 exons. Bases 199 to 1731 code for a protein of 510 amino acids. The record is from RefSeq and is a predicted model, not a curated record. Lineage: Eukaryota; Metazoa; Arthropoda; Insecta; Diptera; Culicidae. Gene Ontology annotation, molecular function: monooxygenase activity; oxidoreductase activity, acting on paired donors, with incorporation or reduction of molecular oxygen; iron ion binding.
GGAAAACCUCGUUCACCCCACUUGCCUGACUCCGAAAAGAAAAGCCAUUCGUGCCAGCGCGCGGCGGGAAAGGGCCACCUGGCAAAUAUUUCAUGCUGCAGUUUUCCGCCGACCGUCGUCUAGCAGGCUGACUGGCGAAUUUUUGCCUGAUCGCGUCGAAUUCCGUUAAAAGUGCCCACCCAGAGGUCCGAACGAGAUAUGAUCGCCCUUCUGUGGGUCAUCCUGUCGAUAACGGUAGCCGUUCUAGUCCAACGCCAGUGGCAGAAGAAAGUGAAGUUCGCGGGUGCUCUUCCUCGGGCGAAACCGUACUAUCCGGUGGUCGGUAAUCUUCCGUUGGCUUUGGGGAAAAGCCCCGACGAAUUGUUCAGUUCUUUGUACGAGUGCUUCCGGCAGCAUGAUCGGUUGUUCACGCUGCAGUUCAGUACCAUUGUGGCGGUAUGUCUGUCUCAUCCGGAAUUGAUUCAGCGCGUUCUGAACCACCCCGACUGCCAGGAGAAGCCCGACGUUUACAAAGUGGUGCGACUACCGAAAGGAUUGCUUGCUGCUAGAUACGACACCUGGAAAGUGCAUCGCAAGACGUUGAACUCGACGUUCAACACGAAGAUUCUGCAGAGUUUCCUGUCUAUCUUCAACAAUAGUUCUCGUAGACUGAUUGGGCGGUUGGAGCAGUAUGCCGAUAGUGGCACAAGCUGCAACAUGCUAGAGUACAUCUCGGAGUGCACUCUGGAAAUGAUUUGCAGAACAUCGUUGGGUGGGAAAGCACUCGAAAGAGAUGGCCGGCAGGAUUUCAUCGAAAAUUUGGAAGUUGCCCUGACAGCCCUUGGCAAACGAAUUCUGAGCUUCCCACUGCACAACGAUUUCAUCUACCAGUUCACCACGCUGUAUCGCGAUGAAAUGAAAGCCAUCAGCACGUGUCAUCAGUUUACGGAUAAGAUUAUCGCCGAAAAGCAUGUCGAAAUCAAGUCCCUUUUUGAUGAAAGGGAAACGUUGGAGGAUGGGGAAACGAUUCGGGAGAACGACGAGGCGGGGAGCUUUAAAAGACCGCAAAUUUUCAUAGAUCAACUGAUGAAGAUGCCCUUGAUGAUGAAGGAUGCUUACAGCUUCAGCGACCAGGAGAUCUCCGACCACGUCUACACGAUGAUUGUUGCGGGGAAUGAAACAUCAGCCACUCAAUUGGCGCACACCUGUUUGCUGCUUGCAAUGAAUCCCGAAUCCCAAGAGAAGGCUUAUCAGGAGGUGAAGGAGGUCGUGACUUCUCCGGAUAUGUUCUUCGACAUGGAUACUUUGAAACAACUGGUCUACGUGGAAGCGGUACUGAAGGAAGCGAUGAGGAUGAUUCCGGUAGCUCCACUGAUUGCACGGGAAAACAUUCGAGAUAUUGUACUGGACGGACAUCUAAUUCCAAAAGGAACUGUGCUUCUAAUGAAUAUAUACGCGUUACACCGUCGAAGUGACGUUUGGGGAUCGGACCUCGAGCGGUUCAAUCCUGAUCGGUUUAUUGGAGAGGAAGCGAAACGAAGGCAUCCUUAUGCACAUCUCCCCUUCAGUGGAGGACCACGUGGCUGCAUUGGCUUUCGGUAUGCUAUGAUGAGCUUGAAGAUUUUGUUGGCGUUGAUUUUGAAAAAUUUCAAACUAAGCACCGAUUUGAAGUACAACGAUAUUAAGUAUCAUUACCAAAUUUCUUUAAAUUUGGCAAUUCCACAUACUGUUAGCUUAGAGCGUAGAGAGUAA